Menidia menidia (Atlantic silverside) is the source of this 1206-nucleotide messenger RNA. The record is from the annotation of a GenBank genome assembly. NCBI's taxonomy places the organism in Eukaryota, Metazoa, Chordata, Actinopteri, Atheriniformes, Atherinopsidae.
AUGGCGACCGCAGCGUCUAACCACUACAGCAUCCUCACCUCCAGCGCCUCCAUCGCGCACCCGGAGCCCGGCGGCAUGCAGCAAGCCGCGGCGUACCGGGACGCGCAGAGCCUGUUGCAGGGCGACUACGCGCUGCAGGGCAACGGCCACGCGCUCAGCCACGCGCACCAGUGGAUCACGGCGCUGUCCCACGGAGAGGCCGGGCCCUGGUCCUCCGGCGCGCUGGGCGCGGAGCAGGACGUGAAGCCCGCGGUGCAGCGGGACGACAUGCACGCCUCCACUAACGGCAGCAGCCUACAGCAGCACCAGCAGCAGCAGGCGCGCCCCCCCCCACACCUGGUGCACCAGACGCACGCGAGCCACCACGACGGCCGGCCGUGGAGGAGCACCGCGGCGGGGGUGCACAUGGCCGGCAUGGCGACCACCAACGGCCAGAGCCUCAUCUACUCCCAGCCCGGGUUCGGCGUCAACGGGCUGAUCCCGGGCAGCGGAGGAGGAGGCGGCGGGGGGGGUGGAGGCGGCGGAGGUGGAGGAGGAGGAGGGCCGGGGAUGCACCACCACAACCUCCGAGACGCGCACGAGGACCACCACAGCCCGCACCUCAGCGAGCACGGACACCAGCACCAGCACCAGCUCCGGCCCCAGGGCCACCACGACCACUCGGACGAGGACACGCCGACGUCCGACGACCUGGAGCAGUUCGCCAAGCAGUUCAAGCAGCGCCGGAUCAAGCUGGGCUUCACGCAGGCGGACGUGGGGCUCGCGCUGGGGACCCUGUACGGAAACGUGUUCUCCCAGACCACCAUCUGCAGGUUCGAGGCCCUGCAGCUCAGCUUCAAGAACAUGUGCAAGCUGAAGCCCCUGUUGAACAAGUGGCUGGAGGAGGCGGACUCCACCUCGGGCAGCCCCACCAGCCUGGACAAAAUCGCCGCGCAGGGCAGGAAACGGAAAAAACGGACGUCCAUCGAGGUGAGCGUAAAGGGAGCCCUGGAGAGCCAUUUUUUGAAGUGCCCUAAGCCGGCGGCGUCGGAAAUAAUCAGCCUGGCGGACAGUCUCCACCUGGAAAAAGAGGUGGUGAGGGUUUGGUUUUGUAACCGGCGGCAGAAGGAGAAGCGCAUGACGCCCCCGGGGGGAGCGCUGCCCGGGGGCGAGGACGUGUACGGAGACACGCCGCCGCACCACGGGGUCCAGACCCCGGUCCAGUGA